Messenger RNA from Pistacia vera, 2357 nucleotides. Its product is annotated as TMV resistance protein N-like. NCBI's taxonomy places the organism in Eukaryota, Viridiplantae, Streptophyta, Magnoliopsida, Sapindales, Anacardiaceae. The transcript is spliced from 8 exons. Gene Ontology annotation, biological process: signal transduction; defense response. The record is from RefSeq and is a predicted model, not a curated record. The coding region runs from base 1 to 2154 and encodes 717 amino acids. Gene Ontology annotation, molecular function: ADP binding.
AUGGCUUCUUCUUCUUGUUCUUCUUCCACUACUCCUAAACUUAAGUACAAAGUUUUUCUUAGUUUCCGAGGUGAGGACACCCGGGAAAACUUUACCAGCCAUCUGUAUGCAGCAUUGUGUCAGCAAAAUAUUGCUACUUUUAUUGAUAAUGAACUUAUCAGAGGAUAUCCAAUUGCCCACUCUCUUUCGAAUACAAUCGAACAGUCGAAGAUCUCGGUUGUCAUUUUCUCAGAAAAAUAUGCUUCUUCGAGAUGGUGUCUCAAAGAACUUGAAGAUAUUCUUGCAUGCAAUGGUCCGAUUGUAAUUCCAGUGUUUUAUCAUGUAGCUCCAUCUGAUGUCAGGAAUCAAACUGGCAGUUUUGGGAGAGCAUUUUCAAAGCUUGAAGAACGUUUUAAGGAUGAUUCAGAGAUGUUGCAGAGAUGGAGGACUGCUUUAAGGGAUGCAGCCAACCUAUCUGGUUUUCAUUCAAAAAACUAUAGGCAACUGCAAGAAUCUGAACUUAUCAAAGAUAUUUUGAAGAAAUUGAAUGAUAAGUGCUCAGAAAUUGACAAGAACCUAGUUGGAUUGGAUUUAAAGAUUGAGAAAAUUGAAAAUUUAUUAAGGACUGGUGUUUGCACGCUAGGAAUUUGGGGUAUUGGAGGUAUAGGUAAGACAACUCUUGUUGAUGCUGUAUUCAGAAAAAUCUCUAAACAGAAAGGGCUUGGCCGUGUUCUUAUUGUCUUUGAUGACGUGAGAAAUUUAGAACAAAUGGAUUAUUUAAUGGAAGAUUUUGACUACUCGGACUCCAAAAGUCAAAUAAUCAUAACAACAAGGGAUGAACAAGUCUUAAAAGAAUGUGGAGUGGAUCCCAUACACAUAAUUAAGAUGGAAGAAUUAUCUAAUAGUGAAGCUUGUCAACUUUUGAACCGAUAUGCCUUUGGAGAAAACAGUCCAACAAAAGAUUAUUCUGAGCUAUCGUCAAAGAUAGUACCAUAUGCUGAAGGUGUUCCACUAACUCUUAAAGUUUUAGGUGCCUCUCUAUUAAAGAGGACAAAGCAAGAUUGGGAAAGGGUUCUAAAAAACUUGAAAAAAAAUCCGCCUAAGGAUAUCCAUAGUGUAUUAAAAGUAAGUUAUGAUGAGUUAGAUUACAAUCAUCGAGAAGUAUUUUUAGAUAUUGCAUGCUUCUUGAGAGGGUUUGAAAGAAAUUUGAUAGAAGAAGUCUUGGAUGCCUGUGGCUUUGCCUCACGUAUUUGUAUAAAUGAUCUCAUUGAAAAGUCACUCAUCACUACCUCAUCCAAUAUCAUAACAAUGCAUGAUUUACUUCAAGAAAUGGGUAGUAAAAUUAUUCGUCAAGAAUCUGCUAAUAAUCCCAACGAAUGUAGUAAGUUGUGGGAUCACAAGGAAAUCUAUCCAGCAUUUAAAAAUAAUACGAGUAUGAUGACAUCACCGAUCUUGCCUGCCGAUCGUGCUAGUUCAACCAAUCAACCCGGGACUUGCAUAAGCUUGGAUGUGUCUAAAGCAAGAGAGAUACAUUUACAACCUAAAGCUUUCAACAAGAUGCAUAACCUAAGGUUCUUGGAAGCCUAUGGCUUCACGUGUGGUAACAAGGUAUAUGGUUUUGAAGACUUUAAGUCUGAUUUCUCCGAGCUAAGGUACCUUUGUUGGUAUAAUUAUCCGGCUGAAUCAUUGCCACGAAAUUUUAAUCCAGAGAAUCUUGUUGCACUCUACAUGACUUAUAGCAAACUUAAACGACUUUGGACUGUUAUCAAGUAUUUGAGUCUUGAAAAUUGUUUAAAGCUAGAGAGUCUCCCAGAGAGUGUUGGUGAUUCAGAAAAUCUUCGAAUAGUUAUUCUCUCCAAUUGUUCGAACAUCAAAACAGUUACAUGCAUCCCUUGUGGUGUAGAAGCAUUAUUUUUAGAUGGAACUGCAAUUGAAUAUCUUGGCGGAAACAAUUUUGAGAGUUUGCCGAGGAGUAUCAAAGACGUCUCCAAGUUGUAUAAGCUUGAUUUAAGGAAUUGCCAGAGGUUGAAAUCCUUACCGCAACUUCCAGAUAAGUCACUACGUAUAGAAGCAAAGGGUUGCACAUCACCAGAAGCGGUAUCAGGUUUACCAACUCAAUGCCUAAGUAUGGGGAGACGCAAGGAGGAAAUUAGCUUCAUCAACUGUUCAAUCUGAAACUAGAUUUGACAGAUACUCUGCCAAAUAUUGAGAGAGAUGUAGAUCUAUGGUUUAGCUCUGAAGAAAACACAACAUUGCUGUUAAGGGUUACCCUGCCAAAGGCUUCUAUAUGUUACCCUGGAAGCGAAAUUCCAGAUUGGUUUAUCUUUACAAGUCAGACUGGUUAUAUAGAGUUUCCAUCAGAUUGGCUCAAUGAUGAC